Molecule: messenger RNA, 7149 nt
Organism: Schistocerca gregaria
Lineage: Eukaryota; Metazoa; Arthropoda; Insecta; Orthoptera; Acrididae
Exons: 6
Coding region: 95-5347 (1750 amino acids)
Cellular component (GO): nucleus; cytoplasm
Molecular function (GO): protein binding
Source: RefSeq, a predicted model, not a curated record
GCAUGCGCGCUGGGCUGCGUGACGCGGCCUCGGCUAAGGUCUUACAGCGCGGGUCAUCUCGCCGCCGCCGCAAUAACCGGACUCUCCAUAAACCAUGUCCGCUCUUCAGGAUAUUCUAACUGCAGUGACGUCUGCUGAUGAUUGGUCCGGUGGCCUGGAGUAUCGCAAGGGAGCCCACUCCACAGGAGAGGGGGACCGGUACGAGGAGCGCGUACUGGCCCUGGUGUUCCUGCGCUGCCUGAAGCGCCGGCUGCACUUCCAGCUGUCCUCCAACAACGACGAUGCGGGCAAGUUCGACGACCUGGUCCUGGUGUGGCGCCCCGAGGGGCACCGCGAAGCACGAGGCCUGCUGGUCCAGCUCAAGCACAAAACUUCCCAGCGGGCCAAGACCAUCCACCGGAACACGUGGCUGUCCGAGGCCCCCAACUGUGACUUCGGGCUCGCCAAGUACUACGCCUCCUACACCAAGAUACGCGACUCGUUGAAGAUGGAGCGGCUCACGCUCGUGUUGCUGACGAACGCGCGUCUGGCCGACACUUGCGACGGCAUGUUCGUGAGGCAGACCGAGGCCGGCGUCCCGGGGGCGGAGCUGCUGCGGACUGGCGGCGAUCUUUACAGGCUGGACCCGGCCGACGAGCAGGUGUGGCGUGCGGUGCGUGGGGACGCCGGCUUCGCGGAGCGCUUCCACGUGCUGUGCGGCCAGAGCAACAGCGAGGAGGUCGCCGGCGACGUCUGCGGGGAACUGGAGGAGCUGCUGGGAGCCGGGGACCUGUGCGGACGCCUCUGCGACGGCCUGUGCAAGAGCGUCCGGGAGUGGAUGAACGGGCGGAGCGUGUGCCUGACGAGCGGCUGGAGCGACUGGCGGGCGCUCGUCGACGAGUACGUCAGGAGCGAAGUGAGUGGUUGCGGGGCGGCGACCGUCGGGCUCCAGUUCGACACCGUGGAGGACGUUCGGAAUUACGUGACGGCCUGUAACCCGGCGUGGGUCAGACCUCCGGACAAGGAAACGGUAGCCCUGACUGCUACCAAGAUCCACCAGGCACUGGCUCACGAAACACACAUUGUGGUCGGUAUGGAACAUUUCAGAGCGCUGCGGCAGAGGAUCGUGUGCUGCUGGGGGCCGUUUUGCCGAUGGCUGGUACUUGUAGACGACGAUGACCGUGAUAACUCCGACACUUUCUUUGAGCUGAUGAAACAGAUGCACACUGACCGCCGUCUGGUGAUUGCAUCAAUGACAGAAAAUAGCUGCUUCAUUGAUACUUACCAAUCUUCUAACAUCAGUGACGACAGCUGGAAUGAGAGUUUGAAUAUCAAGGUCAGACUGAAUGGGGACCAGUACGAAUGCCCCCUGCGUGACCUUGUGGGAGAUGCUGACACCCUCAAAUCAGUGGUGGAUGGGAACCCGGCACUGCUGUUGGCCCUGGCACAGUUGUCUCAGCCUCUGCAGAUGGGCCAGGAGUUGGAACCACUGCCGUCAGACUAUUCUCCAACGAAACUGGUGGAGCGGCGUCUUGUGGCGAACGAAUUCUUCUCGUCUGUGGGGCAACAUGAUGUGUGCAUCACCGACAGUGCAUCCUACAGACUGCUGUCGCACGAAAUUGGUGGACAUACAGUGUUAAGUGUGGCAGAUGUGGGCAGUGUGUUCACUUCAUCAGAAACAGAGUGGCCCCUGUUUGCGUUAACUGACAACCUGGCGAUGUCUAGUAUUCGAGAAAUCUGUAGAAAACAGACGAACUGGAAUAUUUACGUGUUGCAAUUUGCUGAUGAUGGAUGGGAGAUUCUUUACGUUCUAGGAGACCCCCGUAAGAUUCGAGAAUAUGUAAGAGAGAAGGAGAGAGAGCCGCUGGAAGUAUUUGAUGCCGCCAGUAAUACAGUAAUUGUGGAGGGGAGGCCAGGUGUGGGAAAGUCGACGAUGCUGUCCCAUGUGGGGAAGCAAUUAAAAGAUAGGGAUUCUGGCUGUUGGUUAUUGAGAGUUAAUUUGUUGGACUUUUACACAGUUUUUGAUCACUGUGACAGAGGUACGAUAGCCUCAGAAGACAUCUUACAGCAAUGUGUCUUUAAUAAGGGCGAUGAGGGCAGGCUGGAGUACGCACUGCUUCGCCACAGCCUGCUGGAGUCGCCGCGAGUCGCCUGUCUCGUGGACGGCUUCGACGAGGUGUGCCCAGAUUACGCUGACAAGUGCCUCGAGGUGUUGCCGCUGCUGACGCCACAUCGGGGCAAGCUCCUGGUGACGACGAGGCCGGCGCCGGUGACACACCUGGAGACACGGAUGGGUGUGCUGGCACACACUUUGCGGCCUUUCAGUGAUGCUCAGCUACAUGAGUUCUUCACUCUUCACGGUUGGAGGCGAAACGUCCCAGCCAUCGAUGGUCUCAAAAAGAGCGUGAGGGAUCUCCUGAGAAUUCCACUCUUUGCGAAAAUGUAUGUGAACCUGUCAGGGGAAAGAGCAGCAAUAUACGAUAUUGUGACGCUGUACGAGGAUUUCUUCCGAAAUAAGUUCAGAAGGCUUUACGAGGAGAAGUGGGGUGACAACUUGUCUGCUCCCGGCAAGAGGAAAGAGAUCGAGGCGGCGAGGAAGAGGCACGAAGAGCAGCUGAUGCUGCUCGCAGUGUCGGCUCUGGUGCACAGUGCAGACGAACCACCGGGUCCGUCAUUCGACAGUGACAUCUUCGUAAAAGCUGGAAUCGUGUACGAGUUCACUGACAAUAAACCUGUGUUCCUGCACAGGACGUUCGCCGAACACUUCCUCGCCAAGUGGUGCUUCGUCAGGUUCGGAGAGCCGAGCUGUGCGGCGGUGUACCGAGAAGCGUACCGGGACGGGAGCCUCGAGUUCUUCCUGGAAUCCUUCGACCGCACGGCGGCGAGAGGGCGGCCGCUGCUGCUUGCCGUGCUGGGCGGCGACGAGGGGGAGGUCGGGGCGCUGCUGGCGGCGGGAGCCGACACACCCGGGGUGGCGGACGAGUGCGGGCGCAGCGCGCUGCACCUGGCGGCCCACGGGGCGGGCUCCUCGCUGCUGCUGCUGCGGCUGUGCAGGCGUGCGCAGCAGGGCGCCCUGUCUGCGGAGGACGCCCUGCUGCGCUGGACGCCGCUGCGGUACGCCGCGGAGGGCCGCCGCUGGGCUGCAGUGAAGGCGCUGCUGGAGGCCGGCGACGACGCCAGCCACCUGGGCGACUUCGCAGCGGGCUCGCAGGACCCCGCGCUGCUGCGGUCAGUGUGGGAGCGGCGCGGCUACAGAGCCCUGUUCCGGCACGUCCUCCGAGACUGUCCGCGAGCCCAGGCAACUCAGUGGUGCACAGCUGGAGAAGGCCACGUUGCCGCACAAAUACAGUUUGCCGUGUCCUUGGUCUGUGCAAAUAUGGCGGAAGGUUGGCUGGAUCUUAUCACUGAAAAGGCCAUGGAAGAAGGUCAUGUGGAGGUUCACAAUUUACUCUUACGCGCAAAUGUCAACACAGCAGAAGAUGAAACUGGUGACGCAGUAGCAAACCUGAAAGCCAAAGAUGAUCGUGCAGACCAGUUGAGAAGCCUUCAGGGCAUUGGCCAGCAACAAAAAGUGUCGACAGGGGUGGGAGGACAGGAACUAGGUGGUAAUUCUAGCCCCAGCUGUGCUGUAGGGGUUCCAGAUGGGGGUGCCCUAUCCACAGCACAGUCUGGAGUAGACGCCAGUGGAUGUGAAUGGACAGAGCUGCACAACAUGUACCUGGUAGGUAACGAUAGGGGCGCCAUGUUGUUUGUGGAUGGGGGCACUAUAGUGCAACGUGCGACGGUGGUUCCAGGUGAGAAAUGUCAGAGACUGCUUGCAGAAUCUGGAGGUCGACUGUUGUGCCUGUCUGCCAGAGGAGACACUCGAGGAGUAAAGCUUAAGGUAGUUCCCGCAGAGGGUGAACUCGAGCAGCAUCCGGCAAUCUCAUCACUACACUAUGACGCGGCCGUCGGCAACGCCGGUAUUCUUCACACACUUGUAAAUAUCGGUGCAGAUGUGAACAAAACAGAUGAGUACGGCAAUGCAGCACUACACUACGCCGCCACCUCUGGGAGUGCAGAUUGUAUCUCGCUCCUCUUAGAAGCAGGUGCAGAAGUACAGGCAAAAACUGAAGACGGCUCUACAGCCCUGCAUUUGGCAUCGAGGAACGGCUAUGCAGACAGUGUGAGACUGCUUAUAAGGAGUGGUUCAGACGUCAACGGGCAGAACUCAGAUGGGGAUACACCUCUGAUCUGUGCGGCAGGCAGUGGCAGUGUCGACUGUAUGACGGUACUGUUAGACGCUGGCGCAGACGUAUGCGAGACUGAUAACCGCGGUGAUACUGCUCUCUGCGUUGCAGCGGGUGGUGGCAAUGCAGAAUGUGUUGCGGUCUUGGUAGCUGCAGGUGCAGAAGUCAAUGUACAGGACUCGGGGGGUUAUACACCGGUCCAUGCUGCAGCUGUGUUCGGGAGUGUGGAGUGUGUCAAGUUGCUGACAGACGUCGAUGCAAGUGUGCGAGUACAGGAUAAUGCAGGUAACACGCCUCUGCACUUUGCCGUUGCUAUGGGCAACACAGACUGCGUCAGGCUGUUGAUCGAGUUGGGUGCCAGUGUGCACGAGCAGAAUCGUGACGGGGCCACUCCGAUGCACCGUGCGGCAGAAGAGGGUCACGCCGAUUGCGUAAGACUUCUCCUAGACGGUGGGUCUGCCGUGAAUGCAAAGAAUAACGAUGGCUACAUUCCAUUGCACUUUGCAGCAGGAGGUGGUCACACUGAGUGCACGAAACUUCUCGUACACGGCGGAUCUGACGUGCUGGCCCAGAGUGCAGACGGAUCGACUCCUCUGCACUACACAGCUCUGAAUGCUGGCAAUGUCGACUGCAUCCGCCUCCUGUUGGACGCCGGCGCCAGUCUGGCAACGCUGGAUGGGGAGGGCGGCACGCCGCUGCACUGCGAAGCAGCCAACGGGGACGUGGAGUGCACCGCCCUGCUGGUGGCUGCCGGGUCGGACAUCCGUGCACAGGACUCCGACGGCUACACGGCGCUGCACUUUGCUGCACUGAACGGCAAUGCCGAGUGUGCCGCCUUCCUGCUGGACAAUGGUGCGGACGUGCGAGCUCAGACCGUAAAUGGUGACACCCCUCUGCACCGGGCAGCUGGUAAAGGUCACGCUGAUGUCAUCACCGUGCUACUCCGAGCGGGUGCGCCUGUAGGGGUGCAGAACAAAGCAGGAAAGACAGCCCAGCAAGUGGCGCAGGAGGAGGGGAACGUGGUCUGUGUGGCACGAUUGCAGGGUGCCGAAGUGGUCGAGGUGGGCGAUGAUGUCCGCUCCAGAGGUACAAAGUGUCAUACUGGUCAAAAUCACAGGCGCUUGUGUUCACUUUUAUAAUCUCCGCAGCUGAACUGCAACUACUUUCACUACAAAAAGUCGUCGGUAAAAACUGAUAUUACGAAUGUUUCAAACAUUUUGGGCAGAAAUUAUCCAGAAGGUGGAAGUGUAAAAUGAGUGUUUUUAGAUGAAGUUUUGUUGGGCUGUGAAAUAUAGAGUGAACACUGUCCAUGACAUAUGUAUUGGUAGACUGUUACUUCUCGCAACACAACAUGCCUGCAUAUUGGGGUUGCUGUCUUACUAAAUAAUGCAUAAUCGUGACUGUGAAGCGUUUGAAGAAGAGCAUUUAAUGAAUGGUCCUGCACGAUGUAGUAUAAAUGUGCGUGCAUAACAGCCAUCAUGUGAUUCCAUAUAUGUGUGUUUGGAAAAUUUUCCUCUUAAUCAAUGUUCUGUUGUAACAGUAUGUAUUUUUCUAUGUCUGAUAUAGUUAUGUAUCUGUGUUCGCUCUGGGCAGUGUACUACUCAAUAUAAAAUGUUAAUUAUGCUAUAUAUGCUCUAUGUAGCAAAAAAGACAAAGACUGUUUCUUCACCUCACUGCUUUCUUUUGCUGUCUAUGGUAUCGUUAAAGCUUUCUAGGUAGACUGGUCACUGUCCUUAAUAUGAACUUCUGAUCAAACAAUGGGCAGAACAUGGAAGUCUCAAGGACACAAAAAUAUACAACUGUCACAGCUAAAUCAUCCAUCAGAUGUGCUUCAGUUAUGACAAUUGAUUUGCUCACAUGGCAUGUGUAUACACAGUUGUACUAUGAUAAAAUUAUGGUGAUACAUGGAAAUGGACAUACAUUCAUUUUAAUUGUACAAAACUGAUAACAAUUUGGUCAUUUGAUAUGUUCAUAUCUUAUUUUAUAUAUUUUUUACAGGCACUAGUAGACAGCUUUCUUAAAGUUUAGUAACAGCAUCACACAAUACAGCACUAUUUUUUGUAGUCAGUAUCAGUCAUACUCAACUCAUUUGUACUAGAGGAGAAUAAUUAUAUAAGGAGCAGUCAGAUUAAAACGAGACAGAUGGAAAAAAGGAAGUAAGCAGUUCAUUAUUUCAAAAUUAAUCGCCAUAACUGUUAAUGGACACGCCCACAUGUUCCCACAAUUGUUUAGAGUGUGCUAGAAAGCAGUAUUCUUGGAAAUUCCAAACGCAUCCUCCAUAUAGACCCAAUCUCUCCUCACGUAAUUUACAAAUUUGGAGAAAGAUAUUUGUGGACGUCGAUUUGUUUUGAACGACGAAGUGCACGCCUGGGUGCAAUCAUGAUUCCAUAGACAGUGAAGGCACUGAUCAUUCUGUCUCACAGUGGGAUAAAUGUAUUAACAAUUAGGGCGAGUACUUUUGGAAUAAUAAGCAACUGGCUUACAUUUUGUGCUCCUGACAAAUAGAGUGUAUACACUGACUGUACAUAAGGUCUCAAAAAACUUUUUCAUCUAGUAUAAAUGCGUUAUACACAGAUUGACUGUUAUACAAAAUAUGGAAAAAUGUUUUGCAAGGCACUAUGUACAGUCAAUGUAUGCACUUCGCAUACACUUGUUCUCCUUUGGUACAAAUAACUGGAUGAUGAUCGGUGUAUGAGAGAAAUCGAUUAUAAAGAACAAGUAAUGAUACAGUUCCCAAGCCAUAAUUCAUGUUUUUGGAUUUACCACUUUUAAGGAAAGGAGCGGAAUAUUUUAUUCUUGCCAGUGAUAUGAAUGGUGUAAUACUUAACUAAUCAAACACAGAAAUAAAGUUCCUACUAUUUGUGUGAUAAAAAUUUAGUUCGUAUGAUCACAUUAUGUAUAUUUGUGUUUGUGUGUGUAAUGUUAAUAAACAUUUGUAAUU